AUGACAUGGCAGAACUUCUCCUCGGGGAGUCGAAGCUGGAGCAGUACCUGAAGGAACACCCCCUGAGGCAGGGGGCCAGUCCCCGAGGCCCCAAGCCCCAGCUGACUGAGGUCCGCAAGCAUCUGACCGCCGCCCUGGACCGAGGGAACCUUAAGUCAGAAUUCCUACAAGAAUCCAAUCUGAUCAUGGCCAAGUUGAAUUAUGUGGAAGGUGAUUAUAAAGAAGCUCUGAACAUUUAUGCCCGGGUGGGCCUGGACGACCUGCCGCUGACAGCUGCCCCGCCCUACAGGCUGCGGGUGAUCGCAGAAGCCUAUGCUACCAAAGGACUUUGUUUGGAGAAGCUGCCUAUUUCUUCUUCUACCAGUAAUCUCCAUGUGGACCGGGAACAGGAUGUCAUCACCUGUUAUGAGAAAGCAGGGGACAUUGCACUCCUGUACCUCCAAGAGAUAGAAAGGGUAAUACUUUCUAAUAUUCAAAACAGAAGCCCUAAGCCUGGCCCUGCUCCCCACGAUCAAGAACUAGGUUUUUUCCUAGAAACAGGACUUCAGAGAGCCCAUGUCCUCUAUUUCAAAAAUGGGAUAGAUGUGCAUGAAGACCAACAGAACUUGACAAGAGGAGUCGGAAGGUUUAGAGAGCUGCUCAGAGCAGUUGAAACGAGAACAACUCAAAACCUGCGAAUGACAAUAGCCAGGCAGCUGGCAGAGAUCUUGUUGCGGGGUAUGUGUGAGCAGAGCUACUGGAACCCUCUGGAGGAUCCACCAUGCCAGUCACCUCUGGACGAUCCUCUCCGCAAAGGAGCAAACACAAAAACCUACACUCUCACUCGGAGAGCCCGUGUCUACUCCGGAGAGAACAUUUUUUGUCCUCAAGAAAAUACGGAAGAAGCCCUGCUGUUACUGCUGAUUAGCGAAUCAAUGGCCAACCGGGAUGCUGUGCUGAGCAGGAUACCUGAACACAAGAGUGACCGCCUCAUCAGUCUACAGAGUGCAUCUGUGGUCUAUGACUUACUCACCAUUGCUCUUGGAAGAAGAGGCCAGUAUGAGAUGCUGUCAGAGUGCCUAGAGAGAGCCAUGAAGUUUGCCUUUGAGGAGUUCCACCUGUGGUACCAGUUUGCUCUGUCCCUGAUGGCUGCUGGAAAAUCUGCCCGUGCCGUGAAGGUGCUGAAAGAGUGUAUCCGCCUGAAGCCGGACGACGCCACCAUCCCUCUCCUCGCUGCCAAGCUCUGCAUGGGCUCCCUGCACUGGUUGGAAGAGGCUGAAAAGUUUGCCAAAACUGUCGUUGAUGUGGGAGAGAAAACGUCAGAGUUCAAGGCCAAAGGCUACUUAGCUCUGGGGCUCACGUACAGUCUGCAGGCCACUGACGCUUCUUUGCGAGGGAUGCAGGAGGUCCUACAGAGAAAGGCGCUUCUUGCAUUUCAGAGGGCCCACAGCCUGUCACCCACAGAUCACCAAGCAGCUUUCUACCUGGCUCUGCAACUUGCCAUCUCCAGACAGAUCCCAGAGGCUCUGGGGUAUGUCCGGCAAGCUCUUCAGCUUCAAGGUGACGAUGCCAACUCCCUGCACCUCCUUGCCCUCCUGCUGUCAGCACAGAAGCAUUACCAUGAUGCUCUGAACAUCAUUGACAUGGCCCUGAGCGAAUACCCAGAAAAUUUCAUACUACUGUUUUCCAAAGUGAAGUUGCAGUCACUCUGCCGGGGCCCAGACGAGGCACUCCUGACUUGUAAGCACAUGCUGCAGAUAUGGAAAUCCUGCUACAACCUCACCAACCCCAGUGAUUCUGGACGUGGGAGCAGCCUCUUAGAUAGAACCAUUGCUGACAGACGACAGCUUAAUACAAUUACUUUGCCAGACUUCAGCGAUCCCGAGACAGGCUCCGUCCAUGCCACAUCAGUAGCAGCCUCAAGAGUGGAGCAGGCACUGUCGGAAGUGGCUUCGUCUCUGCAGAGCAGCGCCCCUAAGCAGGGCCCGCUACACCCCUGGAUGACGCUGGCACAGAUCUGGCUCCAUGCAGCUGAAGUCUACAUCGGCAUCGGGAAGCCUGCAGAAGCCACAGCCUGUACCCAAGAAGCUGCCAACCUCUUCCCAAUGUCCCACAACGUCCUCUACAUGCGCGGCCAGAUUGCCGAGCUCCGCGGCAGCAUGGACGAGGCGCGGCGGUGGUAUGAAGAGGCCUUAGCCAUCAGCCCCACCCACGUGAAGAGCAUGCAGCGACUGGCGCUGAUCCUUCACCAGCUGGGCCGCUACAGUCUGGCAGAGAAGAUUCUCCGGGACGCGGUGCAGGUGAACUCGACAGCCCACGAGGUCUGGAACGGGCUGGGCGAGGUCCUCCAAGCUCAGGGCAACGACGCGGCGGCCACGAGGUGCUUCCUGACAGCCUUGGAGCUGGAGGCCAGCAGCCCCGCCGUGCCCUUCACCAUCAUCCCCCGCGUGCUCUGAGCAGGCGCCUGCCAGCCUCACCUGCCGCUCAGGCCUCAGAGGCCCUACCGGGCACCAGGGCUUGUCCCAUCGCCCCCAGGGGAUGAAUCUGCCACACUGAGGCCAGGGACGAGCGUUCAGUGGGCCACAGUGAACCAACCAAACCAAGCCCGAAUCAUUGCUCUGCCGCGUGCGUUUCUCUUGUUGUUUUUUGCCAGCCCAAUGAUAGUUUCUGAACCUAUUGACAUUGUUCAAAAUGGAUCAUGUGCCAUAUUUUGUUAGUCGACAUCUGAGUUUUAAGUAAAAUGAUUAUGGAAUUAAUCAGCAAAUGUAGAAGAAUAUAUUCAAAGUUAAAAUUCAGUGGCAGAACAGAUUAUUUUUAUCAGAGCUGUAAAGAAAACAACUGUCCUCUUCUCCCCACCACCCCUCCUGCCCCACCUUGGCCCAGAAACCAAAUGUGAACUUCCUGUUUCCCACCUCAGCGCUAGUCCAUGCCGGGAACCAGCUGACAAUUUCUUGGUUUUACUGUCAAUAAUUAUACCAUGUGAUCAAUGACUGUCCUCACUUAGAACAAAGCCUGAGUCCAAGAAUAUUUAUAUUUUACCAAUAUAUGCCUGUUACAAGAGAAGGAAAUAUGAGUUAUUUAAGUUUAACUUUUUUAUGUGAAUUCAGAGUUUAUUUAUCGAGGGAAAUAUGUACAAAGAAGCUUCAAAUGGAAUAUUUACUGACAUUCCUUAUACAUGACAGACACUUGGCUACAUGGGAAGAUGAUGUUAAUAAUAAAAUGAUUUUUAAAUGGA
This is a messenger RNA of Cercocebus atys (sooty mangabey), 3214 nucleotides long. RefSeq names its product tetratricopeptide repeat domain 7B (gene TTC7B). The record is from RefSeq and is a predicted model, not a curated record. Gene Ontology annotation, cellular component: plasma membrane. Gene Ontology annotation, biological process: phosphatidylinositol phosphate biosynthetic process; protein localization to plasma membrane. Gene Ontology annotation, molecular function: protein binding. Lineage: Eukaryota; Metazoa; Chordata; Mammalia; Primates; Cercopithecidae.